AUGGCCCACCUCCCAAGGCCUGAUUUAGAUAUGGACAAUCCGUCCUCGGAUGUGGGCGACAGUCAGGAUUCGCCGCUGCGCCGACAGUUCUCCGAGCCUUUCCGGCCACAAUCAACCUCCACCCAAAUUUCCCAGUCACCCGAACCAUUUGCGCAGAAAUUAAAAUGCGACUGGUGUGGAAAACUUCUGGAGCUUCCACGGGAUAAGUCCAUCUCUGAAGAAGAGAUACUUAAUAUUCACGUGACCGAAGAACAUCCUUCACAUGAUCAAUACGGCUAUGAGGACGCCGAAAUCGAUGAAGAUGAGGUCGAUGAAGACGCUGAAGAUAUCGAAGAAGGUGAUGAUGUUGACGUCGAAGAUGCUGAAGCUGAGGCCGAGGUUGACGGCGAAGAACACGAACAACUCGACCUUAACGGCGAGGAAGUCGUGAAUGGUAUGACCCAGCCUGAAGACGGGCACGGCGAAGAAGAGCUUGUGACAGCUGCUCCAUCCAUGAACGGCGAGCACAGCGACGGGGAGCAAGAACUCGGCAAAAUUUCUUUCAUUCCCAUCAAAACCGCCCAGGAUACUUUUGGCAAACGUGACCUUAUUGAGUGGCUCUCAAAUCCCCGAAGUACCUUUGCAGAGGAUUACAAACGACGCGUGGCUGAGUGGCAAGGCCCGCAGAUGAACAAUCGUCUUUCCAAAAUUUGGACAGUCAACGAUGUCAACCACUUUUGUCCCACUUACGAACAGGACCUGGCCAAGGUAGACCACACCUGGCAACAUGUCUUCCACGAUGCAAAGCCGAAGAAGCGCGAUGCAUCCGAGUCCCUGGUCCGACCUGAUCCUUACAAAAAGACCAAGACCGAAAACGGUCAAUUCCUUGAUCUAAACUCAUUGGAUGAGUUGUUGGAAGUCCUCCGCAAGCCUGAGAAUCUUUCACCUGAAGAAUUGUACGCUGCCACCGAGGCUGUAGCGUUCGCGAUGAAAGUCUGGCAAGAUGAGUAUCUCGCUCUCGACCAGCUCUACCUCCAGGCUCAUCGCCAUCAUCGGAGCGCACUUCCGGCGGACGCUAAGCGAGACUUCAACAUGGGUAACAAGAAAAAGACAAGUCACCCACUCGCUCGGGUACCAGAGGAUCCUCGUGACCACGAGGACAGGAAGGAGGCACAACUGUAUGGCUACAAGCAUGUUUUCCACAACCAGAAUGUCAGUAAUGCUGUCGUCUGGAACCCGCAAAAUCCGUUUACUCAAGGUGGUUUUGUUCCAACCACAGCACAAGGGAGGAAGAUGGCUACCAAGGUCGCACCCGAUGACCGAAACCCCGACGGCUGGACUCCUGUCAUUAGGGAUGGCACCGAGUUUGUACCUAAGCUGUACGAGACUCGAAAGGAGCCUCUGCCACCAAAGCAUACUCGCAAGCGCAAGGCUGUGGAAGUUGAUACGUCAAAGACCGACACUGAAACCCAAAACGAGUCGGCGGAAGAAACCGAGGAGGAGGAGAUACAUCCCGCGAAGCGACGUACCAGAGGCCGUGGUGGUCGACGUGCUACCUUUGAGGCAUACCAGCCAGUCGAACUCCCUGUUAGCACUCCUCGCGGCCGCGGACGAGGCCGUGGUCGUGGCCGUGGCAGAGGCGUUGGCCGUCCUCCUUCGACUCGGGCUUCGUUGGAUUCAAACCAAGCUGUGAUCUACACUCCUACCUCUGGUCGAGGCCGCGGCCGACGCGGUGCAAGCACUGUCGUUGCCGCUACUCCCAUAGUCUCCCGCUCGACCGAGGAGACUGCAUCAUUACCUGCUGAUUCUCCCGCUCCUGAACCAAAUUCCUCGUCCAAGCUCACGCCUUCUCUGAGACGGGAUGCCACCCAAGAGGAGAUUGAAGAAGCUCGCCGCCUGAAAAUUAUGAACUCCAAGAACCCCAAGCGAACCAAGGCCAUGCUCGACCAUUGGGAGCGCUUCAACCGCGAAGGACGCAUCCGAAACCCCAAGCGAUCCAAGGCACAGAUUGAGCAGGAUCGUGUGCAUGAUGACGUCCAAAAAGUCAAGGAAGUCUCCCGGCCUCCUGGUCGUCGCCGCCGCUCUCCUUCCCUGGCUCCUAUCCCCACUGGAAAUCUCGCGCCCAAGGCCCCCAAUAAUAUGCCUCCCAUGGCCCCUAUGGCCGGUCAACCUCCCCAUAUGGGCCCUGGUCCUACUCUGCCGCCUAUUGGCAUGGCACACUACGCCUCUAAUCCCUACAACGCCCCCCUCCACCUCCCCAUGCCCACCUUGGCCAGCCCAUGCCGCCUACUGCUCAAUAUGCUCCAUUCCCCUAUGUAA
Penicillium atrosanguineum is the source of this 2298-nucleotide messenger RNA. RefSeq lists its product as uncharacterized. NCBI's taxonomy places the organism in Eukaryota, Fungi, Ascomycota, Eurotiomycetes, Eurotiales, Aspergillaceae. The record is from RefSeq and is a predicted model, not a curated record. The coding region runs from base 1 to 2298 and encodes 765 amino acids. The transcript has a single exon.